AUGGAUUUCAACAGCCUGAAGGAUCAAGUGAGCAAUCUCACGCUCUAUGACCUGAAGGCAGGCUUUCGCAAAGCUCAAAAUGCGGUGAUGAACUUUACAGAGAUGGAGGCCAAGGUCCGCGAGGCCACCAACAACGAGCCGUGGGGUGCAUCCUCGACUCUGAUGCAGGAGAUCGCCAACGGGACUUUCAACUACCAACUGUUGAACGAGAUCAUGCCCAUGAUUUACAAGCGCUUCACCGAAAAGGCUUCUGAGGAAUGGAGGCAGAUCUACAAGGCCCUCCAACUGCUCGAGUUUCUUAUUAAAAAUGGAUCAGAAAGGGUCAUCGACGACGCACGCUCCCACGUAUCGCUUCUGAAGAUGCUCCGGCAGUUCCACUUCAUCGAUCAGAACGGCAAGGACCAGGGCAUCAACGUACGGAACCGAGCCAAGGAACUCGCGGACCUCCUGGGUGACGUCGAUCGCAUACGGACCGAACGGAAGAAGGCACGCGCGAACCGUAACAAGUUCGGAGGCGUCGAGGGCGGCAUGGGCAUGGGCAUGGGCGGUGGCUUCUCCGGCAGUGGAGGUGGCAGUCGAUACGGAGGCUUCGGCAGCGAGCAAGCCGAGUACGGCGGUCACACGGGUGGAGUGUAUGGAGACGGAGGCGGCUUUGGAGGACAGGACCCCAGCUUCAACGAGACACAGCAACGUCGCGAGCGCUUCGACGAAUACGACGAGUACGAUGAGGGGGAAACCGUGUCGAGCCCGCCCAGGCGAAAGGAGCCCGCAUCGAGCUCUGCGAGAAGAGAAGCCAAAAAGUCGGAACCACCAAAGCCCAAGGCACCUGAGCCUGUGCCUGAUCUGCUCGCAUGGGACGACGAGCCUGCACCGGUCGCCAGCUCAUCAGGAAAACAGCCCGCCACCGCCGCCGCCGCGAGCAAUGACUUUGGGGACGACGACGACUUUGACGACUUCCAGUCUGCGGCGCCUGCUCCUGCUGCGAAGCCUGCUGGGUUUGGCAUGGCCGCUCCGGCGUCUACGUCGACGAUCAGUUCCAGCACUCAAUUUGCCGCACCGCAGCCCCAGUCUGCGGCUCAGAACAGCAACCUGAACGACUUGUUUGCCACGGUAUCUCCGGCGCCGUCCGCGAGCCGGAUCGUGUCUCCGCCCGCGCAGUCGUCGUCGAUGAGCUCGAGCUUCUCGCAGCCAGCCAAGCCCACGGGGUACCAAGCCUCGGGGCCCAACUACUUCACGUCGGUGCCCCAGCCCGCGCCGCAGUCGAGCGCGUCCACGCCUGGGUCCGUCAUGUCGCCGGGCGGCAUGGGCAAGAUAGGAGGUGGGGGUGCGCCCAAGAAGGCUGGUGGGGAUGCGUUUGCGUCUCUGCUCUCUGGUAGUACGACUAGGAAGGCGCAGACGCCGACGCAAAAGGUAACCAUGGGCGAUUUGGCCAAGCAGAAGACCAGUCAGGGAUUGUGGGGAGCACCCGCAUCGAGCUCAAGCACGCCAGCUGCACAGUCGCCGCAGUCGGGCUCCAAGCCUCCUGGCGGUGCGCUUGGUGAUUUGCUUGGUUAG
Messenger RNA from Ascochyta rabiei, 1554 nucleotides. RefSeq names its product Epsin-3, clathrin recruitment and traffic between the Golgi and endosome. Gene Ontology annotation, cellular component: plasma membrane; endosome; clathrin vesicle coat. Gene Ontology annotation, biological process: endocytosis; Golgi to endosome transport. The transcript is spliced from 5 exons. Gene Ontology annotation, molecular function: clathrin binding; phospholipid binding. Lineage: Eukaryota; Fungi; Ascomycota; Dothideomycetes; Pleosporales; Didymellaceae. The record is from RefSeq and is a predicted model, not a curated record. Bases 1 to 1554 code for a protein of 517 amino acids.